UAGCUGCGCUCUUGCCCCUGCCCUGUCUGUAGAGUCCUUUGUAUGAAUUGCGAGCAAACAGGCAAUCCUACCGUGCCCCAUUCGCUUGCAGAUGACUGUAGCCGCUGGAUAGAAACAACUACUGUCGCUGCAAAUGCAUCUGUCAGAAAGAGAAAGACGCGCAAUAACUUCUUCAACAAUCGAGUGAUAGCCUACAGCUUUCAAAGUUACACCGUUUUACCUUCGUUUACCAAGUCCGUCGUUGAUAGUGCGACGUACGUUGAUAAUGUAAGUUUUUUUCUUUCUUCUGUAAAACCGCGAACGCAUGUGAGAGCAUCACAGUUUGCCAUUUUUAGCAUCCAACCCUAGACUUUUGCCAAGUUCGACCAUCGGUCUUUAUAGUACCUUCAACUUUUGAGGACUCAAAAGUAGACGCCGGAGUGGAAAAGCUUGUGUGGAGAUUGAUGUUUUACUGAAAUGGACGUGAGAGUAUAUCCACCUCCRCCACAGUCUUUAUCAGCAACAGAUUCUUCCCGAUUGGGACCAUUGCAGUAUCCUGAUUCCCCGUACUGCAAUAAGUACAACAGUGAGACCAUGUUCCUGGGCAUGCCAGAGGCUGGCCUGGACUUUGUGCCAAACAACCAGUUCCGUGUGCCUCCCAACCCCCACCAGACGCAGACCAGCACCAAGCAGACUGGACCCCUGUGGAAACGAGAAGGCCCUGCUCACUCCGAUGGCCCCCGGCUACCCUGGUCCUACCCAGUGCCCAGUUUGGGGGAUGAAGACUUCAACAUUCCCCCCAUCACGCCUCCCACCAUCCCAGAACACAUGCUGCACCCCCACCUACCGGAGUCGGAGUCCGGCUCCUACCACCCGCUGGCCCCCUCUCACUCCCAGAGUGGCCUGCACCCCUUCCACCUGCAGGGAAUGGACAUGAUGGGUCAGGAUGGAGGGCUGUUGAGCCAAAAUGGCGGCCUAAUGUCCAGCACCCUGUCUGUGAUGCAACAAAUGGUCAACUCCGAUUCCCGGUACAGCAGCCAUCAGCCAAUGGAAGCGCUCAGACCCAGGAGCCAAUCAGGCAUGGGACAUCAGAGUCAGCUGACCACCAUCAACCAAUCACAACUCAAUGCCCAGUUGGGACUGAGCGGGAACAACGUUACCCAUAAUUCCCCAUCUCCCCCUGGGAGCAAGUCGGCCACACCCUCUCCUUCUAGUUCCGUACAUGAGGAUGACAAUGAAGAAUCAAUAAAGGCAGAGAAGCGACCGGCAGUGGUCGAGACUCCCAAAAAGCCCAAGACCCCCAAGAAGAAGAAGAAGAAGGACCCCAACGAACCCUCGAAGCCAGUUUCUGCCUACGCCCUUUUCUUCAGAGACACCCAGGCAGCCAUCAAGGGCUCCAACCCCAAUGCUACCUUUGGAGAGGUGUCCAAGAUAGUAGCCUCCAUGUGGGACGGCCUCGGAGAGGAACAGAAACAGGUACGACACCUAUAUCUGUCCUUUUAUCUCUCCCCUCCUCCCACCCUCCUCAGUCUCCAGUUCCAAUCGCCUCCCACCUGCCCGCGUGCACCGCAUACCAACCGAGACAUCACCAUGCUCCAAAUGUUGUUGGCUCGAGUGAGGACCGCAGGCCAGUGUUUGCUAGUCAUCCCCUCACCACACAUGGCAACCCCUCAUGUGAAUACCCACACCACCCACCACCACCAGCAACAACAGUCCCAGCAGCACCAGGCCGGCCUCAGCCCCCACCUGUCCCCCCUCCAGGGUCUCUCCCGGGGGGUGACCCCGCGGCCCAGUGGACCCCAUUCAGGUGGGGUGUCUCUGGGCAGCAUGGCGGCGGUGUCCCCCCCUCCUUUCCAGAUCAGCCCGCCGCUCCACUCCCACUCCCACCUAGGAAUGCACCACCAGCAACAGCUCGGAGGACACCCGCUGUCUCUGCACUCACCCUCAAUGGGACAGGGAUUCCCUCUCCAAUCAGAUUUCCAGAACAUGCUCAACUCGUCCGGUGGGCAGGGACUGUCCCCAUCCAUGGACUACAGACAGGUGUGUCGGAAUGGGCCCAGCCAGCACCUCGACUGGACCAGCGAAUACUGUGGCAAUGGAGCUCUUCAGAGAGACAAGCCUCUGUUCCUGACCUGAUCUGACCUCUAACCUCUACACACCUCCACUCAACCACCCAUGGACCGGAUCGCAACCAGACCCGGUCCACAUUCAGUCCCACUCUUUAUUCACUGAACCAAGGCAUGAUUAUCCUCUCCCCCAGUAGAAAGUCCUUGACCACCACCCCCCAUUCUGGCUGAACCAUCUGACCAACUGACCGUCACUCAAAAACAAGAAAGACAUAAGCACAUAUUGCAAAACAUCCAUAUUUUGAUAUUUGUGGUUCUUUAUGAUCUACCUUGAAAAAAAAUCAUACUGAUGUUAUGAGUGGGUUUCGGAUAGUUUUGUAACAAACACCCUCCCCUGAUAUUAGAUUUAAAAAAUGUAAAGUUCUGGACUUUUUAAUUGUUGGAUGGCCAUAAAGGCAGAAAGGAAAUGUGCUCAAAGAGUUGAACGAAUAGGCAGCACUGUCAUAUCUACUGAUGUGUGGUUGGAUCGUUACUGAUAUAUCGUUAGAUUGUGUUUUGAGGAAGACAAGCUGAUGACCAUUUUUUGAUCAUGACCGUUGUUCAAAUCCCAGAAGUUAAUUUAGCACUUAGGGGCUUUUGGGGCUUUUUUUCUCCACACAUAGCAAGAUGUAAACCAAAACCCCAAACUAACAGACCUUUUGAAAGGAAAGACAAGAUGUUUUAGCCUUUGAAAGAAAUUAACAAAGAACACAUGUAUUAUAUUUCUAUCACUCUUUCUCUCUCUGUCUCUCUCUGUCUCUCUCUUUUUCUCUAUGUCUCUCUCUCUCUCUCUGUCUCUCU
Salvelinus sp. IW2-2015 is the source of this 2885-nucleotide messenger RNA. NCBI's taxonomy places the organism in Eukaryota, Metazoa, Chordata, Actinopteri, Salmoniformes, Salmonidae. The record is from RefSeq and is a predicted model, not a curated record.